Lethenteron reissneri (Far Eastern brook lamprey) is the source of this 1407-nucleotide messenger RNA. Its product is annotated as rho-related GTP-binding protein RhoA-C-like. Gene Ontology annotation, biological process: small GTPase-mediated signal transduction. NCBI's taxonomy places the organism in Eukaryota, Metazoa, Chordata, Hyperoartia, Petromyzontiformes, Petromyzontidae. The record is from RefSeq and is a predicted model, not a curated record. Gene Ontology annotation, molecular function: GTP binding; GTPase activity.
AAGUGGCUCAAGGCUCGGGUAUCUACGUUGUAUCUAUGCAUGAGCGCACUGGUCAAACAACUCGUUUCGGCCUUGGCUUUGCUGUCGUUUGAUUGCGCUGCUGUUGGGGACUUUAGACAGGGAAGAGGGGGGCAAGGCAAAUAAUAGUGGUGCUUGUGCCGCGCAAGGUUUGCCAAUCGUUCCUACAGAGGGCAUCAGAACGAGGACACGAAGCCGUACGGACAGGGAGCUGAGCAGCUUGCUUUAGUGUUUUUACGUUGCUACGGCGUCCAGCCAUUGAGUUAUUUUACGUUAAAAAAAAACAAAUCUGCGUCAUCUUACAAAAGGGCGAAGAGAGAAGAAUACGAAAAGGGAAAACGUCAGACAUGGCGACGACGUUGAGAAAAAAGCUGGUGAUUGUCGGGGAUGGAGCCUGCGGAAAGACCUGCCUUCUCAUCGUCUUCAGCAAAGAUCAGUUCCCCGAAGUGUACGUGCCAACCGUGUUUGAAAACUACGUGGCCGAUAUGGAGGUGGAUGGCAAGCAGGUGGAGCUGGCGCUGUGGGACACGGCCGGACAGGAGGACUACAACCGCCUGCGACCGCUCUCCUACCCGGACACCGAUGUCAUCCUCAUGUGCUUCUCCAUCGACAGUCCUGACAGCCUGGGUAACAUCACCGACAGGUGGACUGCAGAGGUGAGGCAUUUCUGUCCCAACGUGCCCAUCGUCCUCGUCGGCAACAAGAAGGACCUCCGCAACGACGACAACGCGAAGCGCGAGCUCGCCAAGAUAAAGCAGGAGCCGGUGAGGGUGGAGGAAGGCAGAGACAUGGCCAACCAGAUAAAUGCCUUCGGCUACAUGGAGUGCUCGGCCAAGACCAAGGAUGGCGUGCGUGAGGUCUUUGAGAUGGCCGCCAGGGCUGCGCUGCAAGUCCGCAAGCGCAAGAAGAAGAGCGGUUGUCGGCUCCUGUGAGCGUGUGACCCCCCCACCCCCAAGCCAGAAAAGGCACCAAAAUGUACGGUCUAAAGCUAUCGUUUGAGUGCAGAGCACAUGGCAUAUUUGGAAAUUCUACCCAUUUAAGCGACAGGCGGACAAUUUACAGUUUUUACUCUUUUAUCUACGUACCGAAUUUAUGUAGAAAGAGUAAAAAAAUGGAAGCCUACCACUUAGAUUGGAAGCCUUCCCAAGUGUGAUGCUGUGCAUUGCAGAAAUAAUUUGACCUACAGUCUGAGGGCAGGAGUGGUAAAGUAACCUCUUCUCACCUCUAAAUGGACUGUAUUUAAUUUUAUCUAAAUAAUGUAGCCAUUUUUUUAAAACCUAAAGUUUAGGAUAUGUUUAAGAAUAAAUUAUUAUAUAAUGCUGCUAUGGGUGACGUGAGCUUGUUUCUUAUCUGUGUGUCUACGUUGGAUGAAUAUAAAAAUGAUUUUGC